AUGGAGCCCCCCUCAGCCCUUCUCCCAACACGUGUCCCCUGGCAGGGGCUCCUGCUUGCAGCCUCACUUUUAACCAUAUGGAACAUGCCCACGGCUGCUGCACCUGCCAUUGAGGCAGUACCACCUGCUGUCCUUGAAGGGAAGAACGUCCUUUUACUUGCUCACAAUCUGCCAGACAACCUUUCAGCCUAUCAUUGGUUCAAAGGGAAAGAGCCACUGGACAAAGAUCUAAUUAUAAUGCAUGAAAUAAAAUCUCAAGAAACCAAAGAAGGAAAACUACACAGUGGCAGAGAGACACUAUACCCUAAUGGAUCCUUGAUGUUACAGAAUGUCACCUUGAAGCAAUCUGGAAUCUACAACCUGAAUAUCCGUUCUGCAGAGUCUGACCAAAAAUCAAUGCUUGUGGAAGUCUCCAUAUACCCUCAGCUAUCCAAACCCUCCAUAAGAAGCAAUGGGACCACAGCUGUGGAGGGGCAAGACACUGUUGAAAUAACUUGUGACCCUCCCUUCCUGAAAACAACCUACACGUGGCGUCUAAACAGUAAGGAACUCCCAGGUGACAACAACAUCAGCCUGUCCCGGGGUAACACAACUCUCACUUUACUCAAGGUCUCCAGACAUUUAAAAGGACGCUAUGAGUGUGAAGUCCAGAACCCACUGGGUGUCUUUCGGAGUAACCCAUUCACUCUGGAUGUUUUCUACGGCCCAGAUAACCCCCAAAUAUUUCCCCCAGACAAAUACUUUGAGGAAGGGAAAAACCUGUGGCUAUCCUGCCAGGCGACCUCUCACCCCAAAGCACAGUAUUUCUGGAAUGUCAAUGGAGAACACUGGAGUUCUAGACAAGAUAUCUUUAUCCACAAGGUCAACAUGAGUAAUAGUGGAUUAUAUACCUGCCAUGUCAACAACCCAACAACUGGCCACAAUGAUUUCAAAGUCAAAGAAAUUACAAUAGUUGAGAACUUGCUGAAGCCCCAUAUCCAAAUCAGAAAUAGAACUGUCCUAGAAAACCACUUGGUGGACCUGACCUGCGUAUCAGAGAAUACCGGCAUUUCCAUAUUGUGGACGUUCAAUAACGAGAGACUGAAGGCCACAGACAGGGUGAUGUUCUCCUGGAAUAAUACAAGGCUCACCAUACGCCCAAUCACAAAGGAGGAUGCUGGGGCAUACCAGUGUGAGGUCUCCAACCCCUUCAUUUCCAAGCUGAGUGACCCAGUCAGCCUGGACGUACUUUAUCAACCAUCACAGAGAAAUUUCCCCAUGUCAGUUCCGGUUGCUGCUGCCUUGGCUGUUGAAGUUCUGGCUGGGCUGGCUAUCCUAGGAGGCCUGGCGUACUUCGUGUUUUUCAAGAAACUUAACCAAUGUCUCUGGAGAGGUGGGGAUGCUCAGAGCCACAACUGUGUGUCCUUAGUUCCUCGUGCAGCAGACGAGGAGCUGCACCUCUCCACCCUUUAG
Molecule: messenger RNA, 1452 nt
Organism: Peromyscus californicus insignis
Lineage: Eukaryota; Metazoa; Chordata; Mammalia; Rodentia; Cricetidae
Product: carcinoembryonic antigen-related cell adhesion molecule 6-like
Exons: 7
Coding region: 1-1452 (483 amino acids)
Biological process (GO): signal transduction; regulation of immune system process
Cellular component (GO): cell surface; plasma membrane
Molecular function (GO): protein tyrosine kinase binding
Source: RefSeq, a predicted model, not a curated record